AUGAUCAAAAGUGAAGAUAUGUUAGAUACCGGCCCAUAUGGCUCCCUUAAUACCAACACACAUCACCAUGCUGAUUUGCACCAGCUCAACAAUCAUCACAGCACCCUGUAUCGCAAUUUACAAGCCAAUAUUUUGGCCUCAUCCAAUUUCCAGCCCAUUAUGUAUGGCGGUGGCAAUGAACAUCCCCAUCCCCAUCAUCAUCCGAACACACAUUCAUCGGUAAUGCGUAUGCAUCAAGACUCGCCCGAAAUGGCGGAUGAAAAACCACCGUUACUCUAUAACGAGCGCAAAUACUAUGCCACCAUGAUGACUCAGUCGGAUACCAUGAAUUAUGGCCUAACGUCAUUGCACAGCAUGUCGACACCGCCGGCCUCGAACAGUCCCAUUUCAUAUGGUGUGCUCUUGUCCAAUCCCCAGGGAGUAACGGGCCAUGAUGGCAGCGGAUCCACAGUGGCAGUACCACCACCUCCAACACAUUCAGGGAAUUCAUCACCUGCCAAUCGCACACCGUCGGAUAGUGAGCUGCAGCACUAUCAUUCGCUUAAUUCGAAUAAAAUUUUAAAUUUAAUGCCAUCCUCAUCGGUGGGGUCAUUAAAUCACCAAUAUGCCUCAACCAUAAAAUAUUGUUCGAGUAAACCCAACACGGCGGAUUAUAUGCAGCAUGAAUCCAGCCAUACCGAAUUACAAGAAUCACAACACAUGAAUGAACAACAACAGCAACAACAUCAGCAGCAGCAGCAUCAAUCACAUAAUGACCAUUUGGAGAAUGGCAAUUCAUCGGAACUAAUGCAUCACCAAAUGCAAACCGAACAACAACGUAUACAACAUACCUCCUCUGCCGGAGGUGGUGGUGGGGUCAUAACUACCAAUUCCCAGAAUGAUAAUUUACACAACAAUGCCGCCACCACUCCAAACACCAACUACUCCUCCAGUUCCUCACCCAGUAAAUCUGUUCACUCCAAACAAAGUGAUACACCCAAAUCACAACAGCAACAACAAUCCUCCGCCGGCUCUCAGGAUUUAUCAUCACCGGAUACAACCAAAAAAUCGGGCAUUAGACGCCCUGAAAAACCCGCACUAAGUUAUAUCAAUAUGAUCGCCAUGGCCAUUAAAGAAUCGCCAACGGGAAAACUAACGCUCAGUGAAAUUUAUAGUUUUCUACAGAAGAGAUUUGAAUUCUUUCGCGGCCCCUAUAUUGGUUGGAAAAAUUCCGUACGUCACAAUCUCAGCUUGAAUGAAUGCUUUAAGAAGUUGCCCAAGGGUAUGGGUGUUGGCAAACCCGGCAAGGGUAACUAUUGGACAAUUGAACAAAGUUCUGCCCAUAUGUUCGAGGAUGAGGGUAGCCUGAGACGUCGUCCACGUGGUUAUCGCUCAAAGUUGAAAGUCAAACCGUAUGCAGCGGCCAAUGGUUUCUAUCCAACGGGAUCAUAUGAUGCGGGAAUGGACAAUCCAAAUUUCUAUAGUUCUCAAGGCUUCUCACCCUAUGAUCCUUACACGGCCACAAAUGGCACUGGCAAUUUUUCCGAUAGUUGGGCGACAGCACCACACAGUCAUGGACAGAAUACAUUACCCCAAUAUUCGAAUAUUGCCACAUCGGCAAUUAUGCAUAACAGCAACAACAACAACAACCACGGUAAUAACAGUCCCACACCACCAAUGGCCCAUGUUUCGGCAACAACAAAUAAUGGUUCACCCGGUCCUUCACUGGCAUCCACGCCAUCGUCUUCUGGUGGUGCUGCUGCUGCUCUAUCGGGUAAUUCCGGUAUGGAUUAUGCGACAGCAUCGUUGGUGGCAGCCAGUAAUGGCUAUUUACCAUAUGGCAGUGCAACAGCAAGUGGCGCCUCCGCAUACAACAUAGACAAUGGUUUACGUUCAAUGACUUUAACGCAAAUGUCCUCAUUGUCGACACUGCCCUCGCAUCACACACCCACUCCCCCACCGUCACACCACCAACAACUACACCAUCCACACAAUGGCACCGUACAUCACACAUCUUCCAUGACACCACCACCACCCUCGGCUUCAUCAUCGGCAUCGCUGAUACAUUCAUUGCCACCACCAUCCAUUAUAACAUCGUCAGCAUUAACAGCUCUGUCAACCUCUACAGCGGAUUCGGGUGCAUCACUUAUCGAUCGCAAACCAAUAUUCUUGCCAUCGAUGACUCCGCCCUCGGGAACAAUAUCCACCCCACCAUUACAUCAGCAGCAGCAACAGCAACAGCAUUUGAAUGUGGGCAGUGGCACCUCCUCGGAAAACAAUGGCACAAAUUCCGAAGGCGGUGGUCCAUCGUAUUAUGAACACAUUAAAUAUUCGAAUUAA
This is a messenger RNA of Musca vetustissima, 2319 nucleotides long. Its product is annotated as forkhead box protein biniou. Gene Ontology annotation, cellular component: nucleus. Gene Ontology annotation, molecular function: RNA polymerase II cis-regulatory region sequence-specific DNA binding; DNA-binding transcription factor activity, RNA polymerase II-specific. Lineage: Eukaryota; Metazoa; Arthropoda; Insecta; Diptera; Muscidae. Bases 1 to 2319 code for a protein of 772 amino acids. Gene Ontology annotation, biological process: regulation of transcription by RNA polymerase II; animal organ morphogenesis. The record is from RefSeq and is a predicted model, not a curated record. The transcript is spliced from 4 exons.